AUGCCUGCGCUGCGCGAUGCCGGGCUGCUAAGUGUGAGCUGCCGGAGUGGCCCUGAACCACUACGUCCCCUCCGUUUCCUCCCAUCUUCUGGAGCACCCAAGCCCCUUCCUGAGUUUUCGGCGGCAGCCCCUGACGACUCCCAUCGCCCGCCAGUUUUCCCCGCCGCCACCAACCCCGAGACGGUGCUGACGGCUGAACGUGGUAUCGAUGGGGGCGAGGGCGACGACGGGCUCGAGGAGAAGGACAGCGGGGCCGCGAGCAGCCCCUGUGGGGCUGCCGAGCUGCGCUUCUGGACGAGGGCGGACGAGGUGACGCCAGCGGUGGCCUCACCACGGGCAGCUCAGCCUCCGCACCAGCAGCCCCGGUAUUGCCCAAAGAGGCGACUGGAACUGGCCGGGGCCAGGGCGGGCGCUUCCGAAGCGACGGCCGCAGGUGGCGUUGGCAGCGAGGAGGGCGGCGCGUGAGGCGGGCCCGGCUCGGGCAGCGGUGCGGCGGGAGGCCUGGCCUCAGCAAGCCCGGGCAAGGCGCAAGAACAGUUGGUGAAGCCGCCCUACUGCACAUCGCGCUCAUCACUUGUGGCUAUCCUGCAGAGUCCGCAGAAGAAGUUGACUCCGAGCGGCAUCUGCGAGUUCAUUAGCAACCGCUUCCACUACCGGGAGAAGUUCCCCGCUUGGCAGAACAGUAUCCGCCACAACCUCUCGCUCAACGACUGCUUUGUCACAUCCCCGCGCAGGCAACCUGGCAAGGGCAACCACUGGACCUCUGACCCGCAGUCCGAGGACAUGUUCGACAACGGCAGCUCGGUGUAUAUGCCGGAAACGCUCAGCGCCGAAUUCCAGCAGGAGCACCUGCGGCGAGUGUUAAGAUCUAUGCCUCAUGAUGCAGAGUUUGCGCUUAUAGGCCUGAGCAGUGGUGGACAAGUGCGGGGCCCCACGGUCGCCAUCGGCCUGGCACUUCCGCGGUCGCGGCUGGCGCCCAUCAUCCGGUUGUUGGUGGCGGCGGCGGCAGUUGGUCGCGGCGUCCAGGCACCAUUACGCGUUGCCGCCAGUGGCACCAGGCUGUCGCCCGGCGCGUCGUGCAGCCGUUGUUGCCCCUCGGGCGAGCUGGGCCGCAAAGCGGUUGUCGUCUUCGGCUCGCAGUCUGGCUACCCGAAGCCAGAGCUCACCGAAGCCCGUGUUGCGGCGGUCGUCAGCGGGCACGGCGGGCGCUGCGGCCAAGGCGGGCGCUGGGGCGCCGGGGUAACUGGGGGGUUCGGGGGCGGUGGGGGCGGCAGCGCAGCACAAUCCUUCCUGAGGCCGCCCGGGACCGUGCAGUCUGCCCGGUGGCGCCAUGGCCACGCACUGCCGCUGUCGCUGAGCCGGACGACGGCCACCAUCGCACUCAUCCUGAGCGCCGCUUCGACAGCGUUCCUGCAGCCAGCGGCCGCGGCUGUUGCCGCAGCAGCGCGAAGCUUCAAAUGGCCCGCUCAAUAG
Molecule: messenger RNA, 1473 nt
Organism: Puma concolor (puma)
Lineage: Eukaryota; Metazoa; Chordata; Mammalia; Carnivora; Felidae
Source: RefSeq, a predicted model, not a curated record